This is a messenger RNA of Hemisphaericaspora subhashii, 1476 nucleotides long. Its product is annotated as origin recognition complex subunit 5. NCBI's taxonomy places the organism in Eukaryota, Fungi, Ascomycota, Pichiomycetes, Serinales, Debaryomycetaceae. The transcript has a single exon. Gene Ontology annotation, biological process: DNA replication initiation; DNA replication. The coding region runs from base 1 to 1476 and encodes 491 amino acids. The record is from RefSeq and is a predicted model, not a curated record. Gene Ontology annotation, cellular component: nucleus; nuclear origin of replication recognition complex. Gene Ontology annotation, molecular function: DNA replication origin binding.
AUGGAUGAGUCCGAUCAGGCGUUAGUUGAAUUGAAAAAGCAAAUCAAAGAGCGUGAUGUCCAAUUUGAUCUUUUGAACGCGUUCAUCAAUCAAGAUCCAUCAUUACUGUCCGAUGCAGUGAUUGUUCAAGGCUAUAAAGCAGUUGGGAAAUCUUUAGUGGUGACUAAAUUUCUCGAGGCAUUGAAUAUAAAAUACUCAAGGAUAAAUUGUGAUGAAUGCAUUUCCAAGAAAAUUCUUUUACAAAAAUGUUUCAGUCGAUUUAGAAAAGAUAGUGGAAUUCGUCAUGGGAAAUAUAGUAAAAAUGAUUAUUUACGAUAUGGAUCAAUAGGAGAGAACUUUUCAAACUUAUUAUCUGCAGUUGAACAAUUCAUGGAUGAGCGUAACUAUAACCAACAUCAUGUGUUGGUUCUUGAUAGAUUUGAUCAAUGUAUGGAGCUGACUCGAGAUUUGUUUGGAUCAUUUUUACGGUUUAGGGAGCAAUCAAGGAUAAAGAGUUUGACUGUUAUUAUUAUCAUUUCUGGUGAAGUUCCGAAAGAUGUGGCAUCACUUUCAAUACCUCAUGUGUAUUUUGACGAGUAUUCUGAGUCGCAAAUAGUUGGUAUCUUGCAAGAUAAUCAGCUUGCCAAAUUUGGAAUAGAUGAAAUAGACGACACUCCUUCGAGUGCUGACUUUUGGGCUAAGUAUGCUAAAGUGAUAGUUGAUUUGUUUUUUGAGUACACAGGCUCGGAUCUAAACUUACUUAAAGAGAUUUGCAUAAGGUUAUGGGAUAGAUUUAUUGAACCUAUAAAAGAGGGUAGAUUAAUGGUUAGUGAUUUCAUUAAGAUCUAUAAGGAAAGCAUCGAUUUAUUCACGGAUGAUAAUAUAAUAACCAACUCUUCAAUAAGGGAUUUCAGUACAUUAGAAGAAGAAAAACAAAUUGAUAAUGGAAAUGUUGCUGAUUUACCAUUACAUUCAAAAUUCUUCUUACUCGCAUCAUAUUUAGCAUCAUAUGGAAACCCAAGGGGCGAUCUUCAAAAGUUUUCUAAAGUCAAAUUAGUCAAGUAUAAGAGAAGAGCACUUACGAGUCCGGCAAAGAUUAAAAAGGCACAUAUGCUCAAGACAGAUAUAGAUAACCGUUUAUUGUCUCCUAAUUAUGUUGAUCUUGAAAGAAUAUUGGCGAUCUUAGCUGUGAUUUACAGAAAUUAUGCCCCAUCAUUAAAUCAAUCAGAUAAAGACGAGUUGCUAUAUAUUGACGACGAAAUAGUAGCUCGAGAGGAAAAGAAGGAACUUGAGAAAUCCAAAUUUACUUUGACAAAGAAUACGGAUUUGAAUAACCAAAUUGCAACUUUGUAUUCAUUGGGAUUGUUAAGUAAAACUUCGUCAUCAGAUAUCUUAGGAGCAAAAAUCCGAUGGAAAUGUAAUAUUAAUUGGCCAACUGCAGAAAGCCUUGCGAAAAUGGUCAAUUUCCCAAUUGCGGAAUACUUGAUAGAAGAUUAG